Molecule: messenger RNA, 954 nt
Organism: Thalassophryne amazonica
Lineage: Eukaryota; Metazoa; Chordata; Actinopteri; Batrachoidiformes; Batrachoididae
Product: collagen alpha-1(II) chain-like
Exons: 17
Coding region: 86-745 (219 amino acids)
Source: RefSeq, a predicted model, not a curated record
GCUUCCUGGCCCUCCAGGAGAUGAUGGCCCAACUGGACAACCAGGAGUUACUGGGAAGCAAGGACGAAAAGGAGUUCAGGGAGAAAUGGGUCGUGUUGGACCACAAGGUAAGCCUGGUCCCCAGGGCCGACCUGGCAGAGAUGGGACCACAGGUCAGAGUGCUGAACCAGGCCAUCCAGGUUUAUCUGGACAAAAGGGUCCUAAAGGGUACAGAGGGGAGAAGGGCAGCAAAGGGGACCUGGGUGAGUGGGGAUAUCAAGGGGAGGCUGGAAUUCAGGGAACCAAAGGGCCAAAAGGAGACAAGGGAUAUAAAGGAGACCGUGGGCUUGUUGGGUUACCGGGCUACAUGGGACGGCCUGGAGCCAGAGGUUCUGCUGGAUUUCCAGGACCAUCAGGACCUCCAGGGGAGAAUGGUGUUACUGGGUUUCAUGGACCACGAGGCAUGGCUGGUAAAAUGGGCCCCAGAGGAAUAAAAGGUUUUAUAGGAGUGAAAGGACCCCCUGGUCAGCAUGGGGACGUGGGGCCCAAAGGAGCAGCUGGAGCACAGGGAGAUCCUGGUCCUGAUGGAGUGAUUGGGUUCCGUGGUAUCCCUGGCCCUCAGGGAAAUCCAGGACUGGAUGGACCACCAGGUCUUAAAGGAGAGCCUGGUGAUCCAGGAGAUAAAGGUUGCACUGGAGAACCUGGACUAUUUGGACCCAUUGGAGCCAAUGGAAAACUAGGAAAGCCUGGACCCUCAGGGGGUUAGUGGCAAGCGAGGUGACAAAGGUAACCGAGGACUUCAGGGAGACAUGGGACCUCCUGGGUCUCCAGGGAAAAGCGGAUUUAAGGGCCGCAGAGGCCUGUCAGGAGUAGAAGGACUUUAUGGACCAACAGGAUCACCGGGACCUCCUGGAACCAGUGGUUUUGAUGGCAUUAUGGGGGAGCAAGGGAAGCAAGGAAGAGAUGGAUCAAAGG